This is a messenger RNA of Tribolium castaneum (red flour beetle), 1823 nucleotides long. It is a transcript of the gene Zw, whose product is annotated as Zwischenferment. The transcript is spliced from 9 exons. The coding region runs from base 125 to 1702 and encodes 525 amino acids. Gene Ontology annotation, cellular component: cytosol. Gene Ontology annotation, biological process: pentose-phosphate shunt, oxidative branch; glucose metabolic process. The record is from RefSeq and is a predicted model, not a curated record. Gene Ontology annotation, molecular function: glucose-6-phosphate dehydrogenase activity; NADP binding. Lineage: Eukaryota; Metazoa; Arthropoda; Insecta; Coleoptera; Tenebrionidae.
UCGUAUUUAAUAAUUAUUUAACAACCUUGAAAAUGUGUGUUAUUGAAAUACGAAUGAAAGUCAUCUAAUCGUGUAUUUUAGUUCUGUCAGUAAUCUCGCCGCAAACAGAUCACAUCUUAUUAGAAUGCCGCUGCUAAAAAUAGACGACGAUGAUGCUGCCAAUUCAGAGGUUUGUUUGGCCCUUUACCGGAAGUCUCUCAAAUCCAAAGAAAUGGACCACGGAGGGACCCACUUCGAUGGGCACCACCCCCACGUCUUUAUAACCCUCGGAGCUUCGGGAGACUUAGCCCGGAAGAAAAUCUACCCCACGUUGUGGUGGCUGUACCGGGACAACCUCCUGCCGGUCAAUACAGUAUUCUUCGGCUACGCCCGAAGCAAGACGUCAGUCCAGGAAAUCAAGGAAAAAUGCAAGCCAUACAUGAAGGUGAGGCACGGAGAGGAAGAGCGCUUUGAGGACUUCUGGAAGUUGCACUAUUACGUCGCUGGGUCGUACGACUCCAGGACCGACUUCGAGCGCCUCAACCAGGAGCUGUGCCCCUUUGAGAAAGGGCCGGCCGCCAACAGGGUCUUCUACUUGGCGCUGCCGCCGUCGGUGUUUGAGACCGUAACCGUUCAUAUCCGAAAUUCGUGCAUGGCCCCAAAAGGCUGGACAAGGAUCAUUAUUGAGAAACCGUUCGGUCGCGAUUUCGACUCCUCGCAAAAACUGUCGAACCACUUGGGCUCUCUCUUCACCGAGCAGCAAAUCUACCGGAUAGACCACUAUCUGGGCAAGGAAAUGGUGCAAAACCUCAUGACCCUGAGGUUCGGCAAUCGCAUUUUCAACCCGACCUGGAACCGCGACAACAUCGCCUCGAUCCAGAUCAGUUUCAAGGAACCCUUUGGCACGCAAGGCCGCGGGGGGUAUUUCGACGAGUUCGGUAUUAUCCGGGACAUCAUGCAAAACCACCUCCUCCAAAUACUGACGCUUGCCGCGAUGGAGAAACCGGCGUCAGUCCACCCUGACGAUAUAAGAAACGAGAAAGUGAAAGUCUUGCGCUGCAUCAAAGUGAUUGAGAAAAAGGACGUGGUUCUGGGCCAGUACGUCGGGGACCCCAACGGGGAGGGCGAAGCCAAACUGGGCUAUCUGGACGACCCGACCGUCCCCAACGAUUCAGUGACCCCCACCUACGCCUUGGCCGCGCUCCAUAUCAACAACGAGCGCUGGGACGGGGUCCCCUUCAUUCUUAAAUGUGGCAAAGCUUUGAAUGAACGGAAGGCCGAAGUCCGCAUCCAAUUCAAGGACGUUCCUGGGGACAUCUUCGACGGAAAGCCGAAACGUAACGAACUGGUCAUCAGGGUGCAGCCUGGCGAAGCCUUGUAUGUGAAAUUGAUGGUGAAAACGCCGGGCAUGGCCUUCGAUAUGGAGGAGACGGAACUCGAUCUGACUUACGGACACAGAUACGCGAAUGUUAAAUUGCCCGACGCUUACGAACGGUUGAUUUUGGACGUAUUCUGCGGCUCGCAAAUGCAUUUCGUCCGCUCGGACGAGCUAAGCGAGGCUUGGAGGAUCUUCACUCCACUUUUGCACCAAAUUGAAAGCGAGAGAGUUAAACCAAUCCCCUACGUGUAUGGGAGCCGUGGGCCUAAGGAGGCCGACGAAAUGUUGCUAAACAACAACUUCACUUACACAGGCUCGUACAAAUGGCCCGCCCCCAAAAUGUGAUCCAUGACGCGACACCAUUUCAGUUUACAUUCCAGGAAAUGUAUAAUGGUUGAGGAGUAUAUUUUUGUAUUUUAAUUUAAACUGUAACUUAUAUGGCAAUAAAAGUGGUAAUCGUAUUGAA